Nelumbo nucifera (sacred lotus) is the source of this 1327-nucleotide messenger RNA. Its product is annotated as putative xyloglucan endotransglucosylase/hydrolase protein 7. Lineage: Eukaryota; Viridiplantae; Streptophyta; Magnoliopsida; Proteales; Nelumbonaceae. The record is from RefSeq and is a predicted model, not a curated record. Gene Ontology annotation, biological process: cell wall biogenesis; xyloglucan metabolic process. Gene Ontology annotation, cellular component: apoplast; cell wall. Gene Ontology annotation, molecular function: hydrolase activity, hydrolyzing O-glycosyl compounds; xyloglucan:xyloglucosyl transferase activity.
AAAACCUCUCAAAAAUCUCAACAUAUAUUCCAACCCCCUUAUUCACUUUUGUUUAGGGAUUCCCUCUCUCUCUCUCUCUCUCGGACAAUCAAAACAUGGCCACAUUCACAUACACCUCCUUAACGCUUUUGUUGCAUAUUUUCACAUUUGCUCUCUCUGUCUCGGCUCGUCCCGCUACUUUCCUCCAGGAUUUCCGCAUCACGUGGUCUGAUUCCCACAUCAAGCAAAUCGAUGGAGGUCAAGCCAUCCAACUCAUCCUAGACCAAAGUUCAGGAUGUGGGUUUGCCUCCAAAAAUCAGUAUUUGUUCGGACGUGUGAGUAUGAAGAUCAAACUCAUUCCGGGCGACUCCGCCGGGACUGUCACUGCCUUUUACAUGAAUUCGGACACCGAUAACGUGCGCGACGAAUUGGAUUUCGAGUUCUUGGGCAACCGGACUGGGCAGCCAUACACAGUCCAAACCAAUGUCUUUGCCCAUGGUAAGGGUGACAGGGAACAAAGGAUCAACCUCUGGUUCGACCCUGCAGCAGAGUUCCAUACUUACUCUAUUCUAUGGAACCACGAUCAAGUUGUCUUCUUUGUUGACGACGUGCCCAUUCGAGUUUACAAGAACAAUGAAGCCAAGGGGAUCCCUUAUCCGAAACUCCAACCCAUGGGGGUGUACUCCACACUGUGGGAAGCCGACGACUGGGCCACCAGAGGCGGGCUGGAGAAGAUAGACUGGAGCAAAGCACCCUUCUAUGCUUACUACAAGGACUUCGACAUUGAAGGAUGCCCAGUUCCUGGACCGGCGACUUGCGCCUCCAACCCCAACAACUGGUGGGAGAGCCCUGCUUAUAAGCAAUUGGACGCCGUCCAACUCAGGAAUUACAGGUGGGUUCGCAUGAACCACCUCAUCUACGACUACUGCACCGACAAAUCCCGCUACCCGGUCACCCCGCCGGAGUGUUUGGCCGGUAUCUAAUGUCAUGUUAUAUUAUAUACUAAUCAAAGCAACUGGAUUGAUUACAUAUCAUAUCCCAUGCCGAUCUCGCCGGAAAGCUCAAGUUUUUUUCAGGACAAUGAAGAACUAUACACCAUGGAUAGGAUGGAUCAUGCAAUUAAAUUAAGAAUAAGACGACGGAUUUAUUUUCAAAUGUGGCCCAAGCCUAAGUCUGUGUAGUUGGUGUUAAUGCUGUAAUAAUCGGCGUAGGUCGAUAUCUAUUUUGUGGCUCCACGUGUUUGUGUUGGCUCGGAGUUAUUAAUUUGUAUGUUAAUAAAAGUCCCGAGUGUUUGUGAAAAUGAUGGGAUUAUAAACUUGUAUAUAUAUAGCCCUGAUCGAUGAUUGGA